Tricharina praecox is the source of this 1608-nucleotide messenger RNA. RefSeq lists its product as uncharacterized. The transcript has 3 exons. Gene Ontology annotation, biological process: regulation of transcription by RNA polymerase II. Lineage: Eukaryota; Fungi; Ascomycota; Pezizomycetes; Pezizales; Pyronemataceae. The coding region runs from base 9 to 1523 and encodes 504 amino acids. Gene Ontology annotation, cellular component: nucleus. Gene Ontology annotation, molecular function: RNA polymerase II transcription regulatory region sequence-specific DNA binding; DNA-binding transcription factor activity, RNA polymerase II-specific. The record is from RefSeq and is a predicted model, not a curated record.
UGGCCUCGAUGGCGUCGCUACUCCCGUCCACCAGCUGGAGCGUCGGUGACUCGGGCUUCAAUGACCGCCAGCAUUCGGAAUCACAAGGCCCCGAGUCCCUCCUGCGCCGGCUCCUGGUCAACGUCGGCAACCGCGUGGCGCACAUCACCGGCGCCGAUAAGAGCGAGGUGUACAAGCUCAUGAAGGCCAUGGCCGACGAGCUGUACCACGAGCAGCUGCUGGCGCGACCGGCCGCCAUGCAGUCGCAGCUGGCACAGUCGGUUGCUAGGCAGCACACGGCGACCACGACGACGGCGAUGGGCGUGGAUGGGGAGUGCUAUCCAGGCACGAUCAACCCGCACAUACUGCAGCGGGAGCAGGUCGAGAUCAUACAGAUGGCCUUGACGGGGAACACGUUCGACGGCACCGUCGACGUGUCGCAGUACUCGGGCGGACAGUCGGGGUAUGCGCGGCCGCUAGUGGCGUACGAGCGGUCGCACCCGGCGCUGCUGGAGCGCCACCUGGCGGACAUUGUCGGCACGAUCGACGGAGCUAGUCGGCCGGCGGGCAGCGGGCAGGGGAACGACCUCACGCUGGGCGAGCGACAGUCGUUCCGGCGGGGAACGAGAAGGCUCAGGGAUCCCGGCGAGGACCUGGACAGCGCUGCCGACUACUCCAAUAGCGAGUCGAAUCUUGACCCGCAACUGCAGCUCACCAGCCGCACACACUUCGACCCAUACAUACCCGGGGAUGCACGCUCCAUCGAGCCGUCAACCAGCAAGAACAUGGGCCCGCCGUCGUCGUUCACGUCGCUGUCGCUGUCGCAGCAGUCUCCCGGGUACAGACAGUGCAAGCGGACGAAAACGGUCGCGUCCGAGCCCAUCAACGAGACGGAGACGUCGUCGCAGGCCGGGGGUGACCGCAACCGCGGGCCAAGCAGGGCACCCGGACCGUCCGAGCACGGCAACGAAACGGAGACCUCCUCGCAGGCUGGGCAGGAUCGAACCUGCGACAGCUGCAGCCGGCACUUCCCCUUUCCGCGCGACCUCAAAGCGCACAUCCAAGCGCACCACGCCGGCGGCAUCAAGUGCGACGAGUGCAGCGCGUGCCUGUCGAACCAAUACAGCCUUCAGCGGCACAAGGCAUCCAAGCACGGCGUGGGCCGGCACUGCGGCCACUGCCCGACCACCUUCGGCACGCUCACCGCGCUAAGCAAGCACAUGGCCAAGGAGCACGGCGUCGGCGAGCACUGCAACUUCUGCGACUGCGCCGUGACAAAGCUCGAUCGCCACCUGGCCGAUCAUCAUGGACAGGGACAUGCGUGCAGGACUUGUCCGAGAUUCUUCGCUACGGAACAUUCCGCUAGGCAUCACAGGAAGAAUUGCGUCGGCAACCAGCUGCAAAACCAGCUGCAGCAGCAACCAAGACAGCAGCAUGGACAGCAACAGAGGGACAGGAGACACCCCUCCCCGGAGCAGCAGCAGAAUCAUCACCAUCAUAGCCUCUAUCUCGAUCCUCCGGGCUAUCAGGAUAUGUUCUUUUGAACCACCACCGACAGUAGCUGGCGCAAUUGUUCCGCUCUUGCUGCACCCUCCUCGCUAGUCGAGCUGCCCCCCCCCCCCCCCCCCC